GCGGAAUUUCGUUUUCGUCCAAUAAGAUGCUUUGUUUACCAAAUUCGAUAGCCAAUCAGAUCCCGCGAAUCUUGCAUGGUUUGUUUACAUUUGUCACGAAAACACCCUUAGCUGUGGAGGGAAACCACUACUGGAAUUUUGGGCCGCCACGAAAAUAUACAUUAAAUAAAAUCAGCGAAAAAUAAAAAUAUACAAUGUUUAUUAAAUUUACUAAAAAACUACCGCUGCUUUCGAGUUAACUCGACGUAGUAUUCCUAAAAUCUUAGGUUGAACUUUUCCUAUCUCUCGGGGGGGCUAGGCCCAUUCUAUCCAGCUUCCUACAAGACCAAAUUUUAAGUAAUAGGUCUAGAAAUCUCGUCUCUGCGAUCAAUUUUACAAAUGUCCUGUAGCUAAUACGGGUCUUUUUUCAUUUAUGUUAAUGACCCUUACGAUCCAUCAAAAAUACGGCCCUCUGAUGCGGAAAUUGAGGGACUGCCCAAAUCCAAGGCACCAAUGCGAGGGAAGGGGAUCUCCAUCGUGGCGUGAUUAUGCAAAUUAGAAAGCCUCUUAGUUAUUACGAAGUCCACUCGAGAUGGUAGUUGGUCUCUGCGACAAAUUGGCGGCAAGUUUAGACGAAAAGCCAGUUUUAUACCUAGCUAACAGGCAACUCAUCUUUUUAUGGCAUAGCGAUUAAUUUUCAAGGAAAAACUUUUUUGGUGGAUGCCUUUUGAGCAGCUGCUGCUACCUAGUACGGGAAUCGUUGGACUUUCUGACUUCUGAUAUAAUCAAGACGGAAUAGCUUCGGUGGAAAGCAACAUUGAAAAUUAAAAACUCAGUUACAGUCUUUGGUUAUAUACUUUAUGUUCUGUUGUAACAUUUAAAAAAAAUAUAUAAUUAAUUAAUGAUUUAAUUUGUUUUACCCCCGGUUAUCAGCAAUAUUUUGGCGGGAAAAUUGCUUUCUAACUGGCGCUAAUUAUUAUCGUUGUUUACAUGUAAAGCCACCUCGUUUAAAUCCUCUAUUAUGGGAAGGUUUCGAAGAAAGUGCAGCAACCCACUGCAUCAGCAGUGGUGCUGCCACAAAUGUACAGUAAACGAAGCGGAUUUGAGGGAAUUCAAAGUUCCGACAUAUGCGAAGCUUCAGGCAUUUAAAUUGAUAGCCAAGGCGAAUGGCCACUCAGAAACCAAAAUUAAACACGUUUGCGUUUUCUGCAUUGAAAAUUGCGAGAAAAAACGUGAAUUUACGAAGUAUCUGGUAAGUUUCCCUUGUAGCAAAAUUGUGAUUCGAUAUUCCAAAUUUAAUUUACACUGGACUUAUCAUGCAAGAUUAUUAAAUUUACCUCCUUGUAAUUUGUCAAUGACUGAUAUCUGAAUUUUUUUUGGAAUUGUUCUUAAUUAGCUAUGUAAUUUUCUUUAUCUGGAAAUACAAAAGAUUUGAAAUUAAAGUUAUAUUAUUUUGUUUGCAACUCUUCUCACAAUUAAGUAGUCUCAAACAAAAAAUUUGACAGACAUUGAUUUUUCUGAUGUAAUUACUUUCAAACUUGAAACUUACAAAAGAAAAGUGUAAAAAGGAUUAGAGGAAUGUAACAAAUGUUUUGAGAAAAUUUCAAUUGAAAGAAAGAACAGGUUUUUUGAUAAGGUACAUUUUUUUAUUUAAAAAAUUAAUACAUAGCACUAGCAAAGAGUUUGUCCCACUGUAGGGAAGUUAUAUACAAUAUUACACUAUUACAGCAUCAAGAAACAGCCCAAUUCAAACAAAUCUUGAAAAAGAAAGAGACACCAAAUUAUGAAAAAGAGAGCUCUGACAUAGAAAAUGAUUCAGAAAUUACGGAGACACUGAGUUACCCCAGCCAAAAACUCAUGUUAAGCUCCCAAGAAACUGACACACAAGAAACUAACACACAAGAAACUAACACACAAGAAACAUACAACGAUUUUGAGACACUGGAGAAAAACGAUAAUUUUGAGCAACAAGAAAUUGGUAACGCUAGAAUCAAUUUGAAAUCUCAAGUCUCAAAAAUAAAGGAAAAAUGUUUCCAAAUGUUUGGUGAAAAUGGUGAACCAAUCACUGAUCCAGCUCAAUUUAAAAAGCUUUGUAAUGAUGCAGGGGCAACAACAAUUUUUGAAACAAUAGUAGAAGCUAUGUCAACUGCCAGACAAACAGCUGAAAGAAAAAAAUUGAUUGAAAAAAGAGCUGUUUCAAUUAUAUACAGCCUUGUCUACGGUCAGUCGCAAAGGGCUAAUUGGUUUCAAGUGGCAACUGCCAGGACUCUAAGAGGCUUUGGGGUUACAAGUAAGGGCAUGGAAACCCUCCAUAAUAUGGGUUUUACAGCACACCCACGCACAGUAAUUAAUACUAAUGAAGGCAUUGCUGCAAAUCAUAGCAAAACUGUGAAUGAUUUUUUUAAAAAUGCAGCAGAAAAGGGUCAUAUGGUGGUAAUUUUUAUAGAUGACUACCAUAAUAUCCAUGCUAAUCGACGUGCCACUACUUCUGCAACAUCACAAGUCACCCACAUGGCAACACUUCUUUUGAAGUCAUUCCCAAGUGUUGAAGCAAUUAGCCAUGCAACCUUUCCAGUCAAUGAUAUAAAGCCAGCAAACUUUGAGAACUUGAAAAGUGUUCUUGACAAUAACAUUGAUUUUUUAUCAAAGAGCUAUGUCAGUGUAAUGCCAGACUGGAUGAAAGCAGAGUUUUUUGACCCUGAAUCAGAAAGGCAUAGGUUGUUUAUCCAUGAUUACCAAAGAAUGACACAGCUAAGAUCUAUGGAUAACUGCAAGCUAGUUGACUCAAUAGAGAUGCCACUAAAAUCAUAUGACAAUUUUCGUACUGCUUUGGCCAUACUGCUUGAAAAUGGUUUGUCAUCAUACCUUCAAAGAUAUGUUGUUCCUCUUGUUGGUGAUUGGCCUGCUCAGUUCUUUGUUCGUCAAGUUGUGUAUAACAAAGAUGAUACAUUAUCUCAUCAAUGUAGCAAUAUUGUUCCUUUCAUAGGCCCAUUGCAUAUUUCAUUAAAUUCAAGAGAAAUUGUCUUCAUAAAAUUUCAUGCUUUCUUUGCUGAGCUGUAUUCAUUUUUGUUUGACACUAAAAAUCCAUUAUCCAAAAAGCCUAAGCCAUACAUAAUUUCAUUCUUGUUGGAAGUGCUAUAUGGUGGUAUUGUGGGUGGGUACAUUGUUAGGGAUAGAUCAUUGCUGCCUUUCAAAUGUAAAGAUAUUGAAUAUCUUACAUUACUCAAUCUCCUUGACUUACUUCCUAUGACACUCAGUAUUUACUCAAUUGUAAUUCAAAGUAAUAAUGGACAACUGAGUAUUAUCAGUCUUUUAUUUCGUUUGCCUGGGUAA
This is a messenger RNA of Rhopilema esculentum, 3312 nucleotides long. RefSeq lists its product as uncharacterized. The record is from RefSeq and is a predicted model, not a curated record. NCBI's taxonomy places the organism in Eukaryota, Metazoa, Cnidaria, Scyphozoa, Rhizostomeae, Rhizostomatidae.